Chenopodium quinoa (quinoa) is the source of this 318-nucleotide messenger RNA. RefSeq lists its product as uncharacterized. The record is from RefSeq and is a predicted model, not a curated record. The coding region runs from base 1 to 318 and encodes 105 amino acids. The transcript has a single exon. NCBI's taxonomy places the organism in Eukaryota, Viridiplantae, Streptophyta, Magnoliopsida, Caryophyllales, Amaranthaceae. Gene Ontology annotation, molecular function: nucleic acid binding; RNA-DNA hybrid ribonuclease activity.
AUGGCUAAGCAACAAGGAAUUAGGAAGCUCAUUGUUCAGAUGGACAAUAAGGCAUGUGUGGAAGCUAUGAAGAAUGCAAAUCAGCAACACGGGGAGUGUAUGCACAUCAUCAACAACUGUCGUAGUCUUUGUAAUGUUUUCGUGUCUUUUGCUUUUGUUAAUUGUUAUAGGGAAGGGAAUAGAGUGGCGGAUAUUCUUGCGAAUAUAGGGGUAGGAUUUCAAGAGAGAGUGGUUUAUUUCGAUGAUCCUCCCGUCGAAAUAAAAAACUUUCUUUGGGAGGACUUAGUUGGUGUGGCUUUGCCACGUAUGGUGAUGUAA